CUCAUCAUCCGUGCAGUGGUGAAAGAAGCAACAUCUCCUGGUCGCGGUCUUCUUGACAGCAGAGCAGAGAACUGUCGGCGUGCGUGUGACGGCGCGAUGUGGAUUUACGGGCUCAUUUUCGGACUCUUCGUCGUUUCUUGCUCCGAGGGCAGGAGAAAUGCGCUACAGGAUUACCAGAAAACCGAUUCCAUCCAACUCGUGGUCACGUCUCCUGAUGCCUCCCACCUGACCAAAAGCAGGAAGCUGAGCGUGGCCAAAUGUGCCAAAGCCUGCAGCCGAAACAAAAGACUCCCUUUCACCUGCAGAGCGUUCCUUUAUGAUCAUAAAAACAGGAAAUGCCAGUGGCUGUCUUUUGACAAGAACUCCCCGGGAGUCCAGAGCCACCAGAACUUCAACUACCAACUCUACCAGAAGAAAGAUUACGUUAGAGAAUGCAUCGUGGGCACAGGCCAGAGCUACAGGGGCCGGAGGUCGGUGACAGUGAGUGGGAUCCUGUGCCAGGCCUGGGCCUCUCCUAUUCCACACGAGCACAAAUUCAUGUCCGAGAGGUUCAGGAAGAAGGACCUCAGAGAAAACUACUGUCGCAAUCCAGACAACUCCACCGUCGGCCCGUGGUGCUUCACCACUGACCCCCGGCCACGCUACAGGCACCAGGAGUGUGGCAUACCGCAGUGUUCACAGGUUGAGUGUAUGAACUGCAACGGGGAAGAUUACAGAGGACCUAUGGACCACACCGAAAGUGGAAAGGAAUGCCAGCGCUGGGACCUGGAAGAACCCCACAAACACCCGUACCACCCCAACAGGUAUCCUGACAAGGGCCUGGAUGACAACUACUGCAGGAACCCAGAUGGACGCCACAGACCCUGGUGCUUCACCACAGACCCAAACACACCCUGGGAAUACUGCCACAUCAAAGCCUGCGAAACUCCCCAUAAAAGUCAUUUGGUGGAAACCACCGAGUGUUAUCAGGGCCGAGGAGAGGGUUACAGGGGCUCACUCGACGUGACGCCCACUGGACAUACCUGCCAACGCUGGGACUCUCAGUAUCCCCACAACCACACAUUCCUGCCUCAAGCCUACCCCUGCAAGGACCUAAGAGAGAACUACUGUCGGAACCCAGAUGGCCAAGAAUUCCCAUGGUGCUUCACUACAGACCCAAGAGUCCGCACGAUGUUCUGCACCAACAUCCCUCAGUGCGGCGCCCAAAACAAGCCUGCCAGCGACUGCUAUGAAAGCUUCGGAGAGAAUUACCAAGGACAGCAGUCAAGGACCAGAUCAAACCUGCCCUGUUCUCCCUGGAGAGAACACAGCAACAGUGGCGAGAGGGGCAUGCUGAUGACUGGCCUGGAGGGGAACUACUGCAGGAACCCAGAUAAAGACAAGCACGGGCCCUGGUGCUACACCAACAAUUCCGCCAUACCCUGGGACUACUGCAGCGUGAAGCCUUGUGAUGCUUCACAGAACACUAUUCCACUGGGUGAGCUGUCCUCUGUUGGGUGUUUCGUCCAUAAGAGGACCAGGAUUGUCGGAGGAGGCCCGGUGGACAUAUCAGAAGGCAGCUGGAUGGUCAGCAUACAAAAAGGAUCAGUACAUUGGUGCGGUGGCUCGCUAAUACGAGAGGAAUGGGUUCUUACUGACAGAGAGUGCUUCUCCUCAUGUGUUCCAGACCUCAGUGAGUAUCGGGUGUGGCUGGGAGUCUCUGAUAUCCGAGAGGGAACUGCGGAUUGGUCCAAGAGACAGGAAGUUAGCAUCGCUCAUGUCAUAUGCGGCCCCGAGGGCUCCAGUUUAGCCCUUCUGAAGCUGUCUAAGCCUGCGCUCCCUGCAGACAACGUCCACACCAUUCAGCUGCCCGUGGAUGGCUGCUCCAUCCGGGAAGGAACAAUCUGUAAAAUGUACGGAUGGGGAGAAACAAAAGGUACUGGCCACGAUGACGUACUGAAAGCAGUGGACAUGCCCCUUGUUAGCAACACCAGAUGUAGAGAGAUGCACAGAGGAAACAUCCACAUCACCAACACUAAGAUCUGUGCGGGAGGAAAGCGGAAUGAGGGAGUGUGCGAGAGGGAUUAUGGCGGCCCUCUGGUGUGCCAGGACGGGGAUAUUAGAGUCAUUGUUGGAGUGAGCGUCCACGGCAGGGGCUGCGCUCGGGCCAACCAGCCCAGCAUCUUCAUCAACGUGCCCUUCUACACGCAGUGGAUGUACAAGGUCUUCAAACACUACCCCAACCCCGACAUCUAGAGACUCAGCAGUACACAAAUGACAAUCAGGGGACGAUGCGAAACCCACCAUACCCACUUCUGUAACUCCAGCAGUACACUCAGGACGCCUGGCUUCUCUGUUCUGCAUGGCUGUCAAAUCAAUGCGAUGAAGAUGAAGAGGAUCUCGAGAAUCAAAGACUUAAUCGUAUCAUGAACAGGUUUCAGAUCGUUUUUUAGAAUCGAUGGUGAUUAAGAAGACUAAAGUAGAAGACGUAGAAGCAGUUUAUAAUUUAGAAAUUCAAUAGGAAAUCACCUGCUUGCAUCUGUAACAUGUGGAAAAAGGGCAACAAAAUGCAAGCUGAAUGUAACACAAAGACGCCCACAUGAGAGCAGACCAGGCAAACAAGCAUUUGGUUUUUAUCCAUUGUAAUUCUUUUUUGUUUUUUUGGUAGCAAAUCAACAGUCAUAUGUGUCUAUGUGAAUACUCUUAAUUCCUGGCAUUACUUGAAUGUUUUGAACACCAAUGCAGUGGUUCUGCAGCUCCUUUCGUAGAGUACAUCAAUGGGCCACUUACAGAACUAUCCAGCGGUAGGGCAAAGCUGAGGGCACUCUCACCGCGCUCCAUGCAUCUCCAGGGGCGGAGGUAAAGUGGUCCUUACUGUACAUAGUAUUUUAAUGAGUGUAUUUAUCACACUCUUAAUGUAAUUUAGGUCUUAUAGAUCUAUGACAAGAGAACAUAAGUGUUUUGGAAGGAUGAAUAAUUGAUUUCAAAUGUGCUAUCAGUGUGUUUUUGAUUUCAACGAAGUGUCUGUCUCAGAUCAAUGUCAGACGUAUGAAAAGACCGGAUUAUUCACCUUAUUCAGUAUCGCCAAGCUAUGAUAAUACCACUGACUGUAUGUGUAAAGAUGCUCUCUGUUUUCUGGGCUGAUGAGAUGAAUGUACUGUUACCCCGCCUCGGAAGCAUUUUAAAAUGUAGAUGUAAUAUUCUUGUGUUCACACAAGCUCUUUAUAUACAACAUGUUUCCUUUAAUCUGAGUGUGCGUUGAUCAUGGGUGUGUCCGACAGGAUUUCUUUUUUUUUUUUUUUUUUCCCCCUGCGGUAUUGUUUGUAUGCAAAAUGCCGAGAGAACGUGCCUGUGCGCAUGUGAGCUGGUGUGUUCUGGCUCGUUUUGAACUGAAUGAAUUAUCCCCCUUCAUGCAGACCUUGGCAGAACCCCAAUUUCAUUCCACUCCGAGUAUUAGUGUCACUAAGUCUGUUGCUUCAAACUCUGAGGAGGAGAUGGUCUGUGUCACUGCAUUGUCUCUAAUGGGCUUCACUGUGAUGACUGAACGGCACUUGAAACAAAUUAACACACCGCUAUAUGCCAGAGCAAACGACUGGGAGGGCUGUAUAUUAUAACUACAUCGUGUUCGUAUGAGAAAACGGAUCCUCGUGUGUGUGAGUGUGUGAUGGUGUGUGAGCACUGAACGAUGCUGCAAAGCUGCUAUAUCCUACAGGUUGUACAGCACUGCCUUAUGUUUUGUUUGUUUAAUGUACAUUCACUAUAAAGUUCAUUUUAUCACAUAGGCUAAACGUUACACCCAAUUUUCAGCGAUCUUAACAUGCUUUAUGUGCGUCCCUAUAUUAAAUAUUGUUUUUAAUCUGCGA
Salarias fasciatus (jewelled blenny) is the source of this 3842-nucleotide messenger RNA. RefSeq names its product hepatocyte growth factor b (gene hgfb). NCBI's taxonomy places the organism in Eukaryota, Metazoa, Chordata, Actinopteri, Blenniiformes, Blenniidae. The transcript has 18 exons. Gene Ontology annotation, biological process: proteolysis. Gene Ontology annotation, molecular function: serine-type endopeptidase activity; signaling receptor binding. The coding region runs from base 97 to 2235 and encodes 712 amino acids. The record is from RefSeq and is a predicted model, not a curated record.